AUGAAAGUUAUUGUUAAGACUUGUAAAAGAAGAACUCAAGCUCCUGCAGAGCCGUCCACCCAAAGUAAUUUUUCAUCGAUUAACGAGGAAGUUGUGGGCUUUGAGGAAGAUGAUCAAAGUAUAAUGCAGAAAUUGACCGGAGGAACAAAGGAGCUUGACGUUAUCUCAAUCUUUGGAAUGGCCGCAUAUAAUGUCAAGACCCUGUUAGUUGAGAUUUUCAAACAAGCAACACGUGAUAGGAGUGAAAUCAAAGAGGACGUUGACAUAGCUGAUGUGUUGCGCAAAAGACUAAUAGGUAGGAGAUGCCUCAUUGUAUUAGAUGAUAUAUGGAAAGUUGAGGCAUGGGAAGAUUUGCGAUUAUGUUUCCCUAAUGAUGAAAAUGGAAGCAGAGUAAUGGUUACAACUCGAAUUGAAGAAGUGGCUAAGCAUCUUCAGCACCGCAGGUUACAAGUUGCCCGACAUUGUAAAGGGUUGCCUCUUGCCAUUGUCAUGGUUGCUGGGAUUAUUAAGGAAAAGGAAAGGAAGGCAUCCUUGUGGCUAGAGGUUGCAAAUGACUUAAGUAGUCAAGUUUUAGGAGAGCAGGGUAUGAAGGUAAUACAAACAAGUUAUGACCAUUUAGAAGACCACUUAAAGCAUUGCCUUCUCUACAUGGCAUUGUUUCCAGAAGACUAUGAGAUUCCAGUGACUAAUUUGCUGAAGUUGUGGAUGGCCGAAGAGUUUGUACUGAAUGUUGACAAAGAGAACAUGGAGGAAGCAUCUAGCAUUUGCUCGAAUGAUCUACUUAACAAAAGCCUUGUAAUGGUCUCUAGAAGGAGAAUUAAUGGUGACGUAGAAUGCUGCACACUUCAUGAUGUAGUGCGUGAGUUUUGCUUGACAAAACUUAGAGAAGAAGAGUAUAUGCAGCCUACAGUGCCAUACAAUCCCUAUCAACAUUUGUAUUCCAAGGAAUCGCGGUUAUGCGUUUAUAUUCAGGAUGAUUUGGUUGAACAACUAGAUCAUUCUGAAUAUCGGCCGGAUAAGAUUAAAAUGUUAGACUCCGAGGAAACGUCUUUGGAGUUCAUUGCUCAUCCAGAAAUCAACGCAUGGAAACGAUCAAAUCCUUUACCUUUACUAGUUAAAUUAAGAUUUGUUCGGGUGUUGCAUUUGAUGGAUGUGAAGUUGACAAGUUCCAGCGCUAAAGCAGUACAAUCGCUAACUCUCUUGAGGUACCUUGCAGUUCGUGUUGAAGAUGAAUUCGAAUUCAGCUGGGUAUCACAGCUACACGAUCUUCAAACUCUACAGGAAUGGAAGAAGACUCCUAAAAGGACUAAAUCUCCUUAA
Messenger RNA from Nicotiana attenuata, 1320 nucleotides. Its product is annotated as putative late blight resistance protein homolog R1B-12. Bases 1 to 1320 code for a protein of 439 amino acids. The record is from RefSeq and is a predicted model, not a curated record. Gene Ontology annotation, biological process: defense response to other organism. The transcript has 4 exons. NCBI's taxonomy places the organism in Eukaryota, Viridiplantae, Streptophyta, Magnoliopsida, Solanales, Solanaceae. Gene Ontology annotation, molecular function: ADP binding.